Messenger RNA from Egretta garzetta (little egret), 1866 nucleotides. RefSeq lists its product as uncharacterized. The record is from RefSeq and is a predicted model, not a curated record. Lineage: Eukaryota; Metazoa; Chordata; Aves; Pelecaniformes; Ardeidae. The transcript is spliced from 5 exons. The annotation marks the transcript as partial.
AUGUUCCAAGCCCUCCUGAUGGAUGGGAAUCCUGCUUCCGCCUUCGGGAAACAGCCCGUUGUCUUCGUUGUCAUCUUCAUCACCACCAUCUCUGCCGUCUUCACCGCCACCAUCUUCGCCAUCUUCGUCAUCGCCAUCUUCGUCGUCUUCAUCGUCACCGUCUUCGUCAUUGCCAUCUUCGUCUUCAUUGCCGUCGUUGUCGUCAUCGCCGUCUUUGUCACUGUCUUCGUCACCGUCUUCGCCGUAGUCGUCUUUGUUGUCGUCGUCAUCGCCAUCUUCACCAUCGCCAUCUUCGCCGUCUUCAUCGUCUCAAUCUUCGUUGUCGCCGUCUUCGUCGUCAUCUUUGUCUUCGUCGUCAUCAUCUUCUUCAUUGUCAUCAUCAUCAUUCUUGCUCAUCAUCUCCUUCGUCCGUCUUCUUCAUCAUCGUCUUCAUUGUCAUCGUCGUCUUCGUUGUCGUCUUCUUCUUCAUCAUGGUCGUCUUCGUCGCUGCCGUCGUCUUCGUCAUCGCCGCCGUCAUCUUCGUCAUCAUCUUCUUUGUCGUCGUCUUUGUCAUCGUCGUCGUCUUCUUUGUCGUCGUCGUCUUCCUCAUCAUCUUUAUUGUCAUCUUCGUCAUCAUCGUCUUCGCCGUCAUCAUCGUCUUCUUUGUCGUCAUCGUCAUCUUCAAAUUUUUCACCGCCGCCUUCUUCACCAUCAUUGUCAUCAGCUUCUUCACUGUCGUCAUCGUCAGCUUCUUUGUCGUCGUUGUCGUCCACUUCUUCAUCAUCGUCAUCGUAAUCGGCGUCAGUGGCACCAGCGGCAUCAUCGUCGUCAGCUUCUUUGUCGUCGUCCUCAGCUUCUUCGUCAUCGUCAUCAGCUUCUUCAGUGUUGUCGUCGACGUCUUUGCUGUUGUCGUUGUCGUCAACUUCUUCACCGUCAUCGUCAACUUCUUCACCGUCUUUGUCGUCUUGUUGGUCAUCGCCGCUGUCAUCUUCGUCGUCAUCUUCUUUGUCGUCGUCUUUGUCAUCGUCGUCGUCUUCUUCAUCGUCGUCGUCUUCUUCAUCGUCGUCGUCUUCCUCAUCAUCUUUAUUGUCAUCUUCGUCAUCAUCGUCUUCGCCGUCAUCAUCGUCUUCUUUGUCGUCAUCGUCUUCCUCAUCAUCUUUAUUGUCAUCUUCGUCAUCAUCGUCUUCGCCGUCAUCAUCGUCUUCUUUGUCGUCAUCGUCAUCUUCAAAUUCUUCACCGUCGUCGUUGUCAAAUUCUUCACCAUUGUCGCCGUCAUCGUCAUCGUCAGCUUCUUUGCCGUCGUCGUUGUCACGUUCUUCUUCAUCGUCGUCAUCAGCUUCAUCAUCGUCAACUUCUUCAGGGUCGUCGUCGUCGUCGUGAUCUUCAUCAUCGUUGCCGUCAGCUUCUUCACCGUCGUUGUUGUCGUCAGCUUCUUCACCGUCGUUGUCGUCAGCUUUUUCGUCGUCAUCGUCAUUGUCGUCAGCUUCUUCAUUGUUGUCGUCGUCUUUGUCAUCAGCUUCAUCGUCGUCAGCUUCUUCAGCGUCAUCAUCAGCUUCUUCACCAUCAUUGUCAUCAGCUUCUUCACUGUCGUCAUCGUCAGCUUCUUUGUCGUCGUUUGGGUCGUCAUCGUCAUUGUCGUCAGCUUCUUCAUUGUUGUCGUCGUCUUUGUCAUCAGCUUCAUCGUCGUCAGCUUCUUCAGCGUCAUCAUCAGCUUCUUCACCAUCAUUGUCAUCAGCUUCUUCACUGUCGUCAUCGUCAGCUUCUUUGUCGUCGUUGUCGUCCACUUCUUCAUCAUCGUCAUCGUAAUCGGCGUCAGUGGCACCAGCGGCAUCAUCGUCGUCAGCUUCUUUGUCGUCGUCCUCAGCUUCUUCGUCAUCGUCAUCAGCU